Molecule: messenger RNA, 1401 nt
Organism: Rhopalosiphum padi (bird cherry-oat aphid)
Lineage: Eukaryota; Metazoa; Arthropoda; Insecta; Hemiptera; Aphididae
Product: E3 ubiquitin-protein ligase XIAP-like
Exons: 7
Coding region: 1-1401 (466 amino acids)
Biological process (GO): positive regulation of protein ubiquitination; negative regulation of apoptotic process; regulation of cell cycle
Cellular component (GO): cytoplasm; nucleus
Molecular function (GO): ubiquitin protein ligase activity; cysteine-type endopeptidase inhibitor activity involved in apoptotic process
Source: RefSeq, a predicted model, not a curated record
AUGACGAUGUCUGAAACUCUCUUGAGAACUUUUGAUGAAAGGUGGACUUUAACUUUCUUAACACCUUUUGAAAUGGCCCAAGCUAAUUUUCGUUACACUGGUAUUGGAGAUGAAGUAACAUGUAAUUUUUGCAAAAAAUAUUUUUUGGAUUGGCAACCGGGCGAUAAUCCGUUACGUGAACAUGUUCGUCUAUCAAAAAAUUGUCUAUUUGUUUUGUUCACCAUGAAGUUCUUUAACGGUCGUAUGUUAACAUUUCAUGAUUGGCCUGUCAGCUUUUUAAGACCUCAUGAAAUGGCCGAAGCUGGUUAUUUUUACACGGGCGUUCGAGAUCGUGUAAAAUGUUUAUUAUGCACGACAGAAUUUGGUAAUUGGCAGCAGCAAGAUAUUCCAUUUGAUAAACAUGCUUUUCAGUCUCCACAAUGUCAAUAUGUUAUUGCAUUCAAAAAUUAUAUUGUUAAGUCUGACAUAAACCGAUCUAGUUUAGAGGUAAAAAAUAUUGAAGAUCGGUUAGAUUCUGAAGGUAUUAUUCUAUUCUUAAAACCUCUACUUCAUCAAAAAAUGAUUGACUUUGAUAAACGGCUGGAUUCAUUUAAUAGAUGUUUGGUACCAUUGAAACACGAUAUUAAUACUUUAUGCGAAGCCGGAUUUUUUUAUUCAGGCAAUGGUUAUUCUGAUACUAUAACUUGUUUCUACUGCAGUGAUACUCGAAAUGACCGGGAUGAAAACGAAGAACCAUGGGUAGUACACGCCAAAUACUCAAAAAAUUGUAUUUAUUUAUUAUUAAAGAAAGGCAAAAGCUUUGGUGACAUGGUACAUGCCGUGAAAAGAGAUUUCAUAAAAUCCAAUCAACUGGAAUUAUUUAAGUUAAUUGCUGCAAAGAAAAAUACACUUACUAUCGGGCAAAAUAUGAAAAUACAGUCAACAAAAAAGCAUUUUAGCAGGAUACAAAUUACCAAAUUGUCAUCCAAUAAAAUUCAGGAGCAUAUUUUUCAACAGCUAGAUUCCAAUAUACUACCAGAUAGUAUGUUAUGCAAAAUUUGCUUUAAGAAUGAAAUUCAAGUAGCUAUUAUUCCUUGCGGUCAUACCAUUUCUUGCAUUCAAUGCUCAUUAACCUUGAUACGGUGCGCGGUGUGUAGAAAUCUAUCGUUCAGGUUAAUGAGAGUUUAUUUAUGCAAGGAUAUAAUAAAAAACAAAUAUCUCAAACUGAUACCAAGCAUUACUAAAAUGUCACCCAACAACACAAUUAACCCAAUGAUUUGUCAAGUUUGUCAUAAAGAAGGAAUGACAACAGCAUUUUUACCAUGUAGACAUGUCUACUCCUGUGGCAAAUGUGCAGAACAAUUACAUAAGUGCCUAAUAUGUAGAGCAGAUGUUUUUUCCUUAAUUAAAUUAUAUUUUUAA